UCUUGUGUAUUGCUCUGUUUCUCUUUUAUACCGUUAAAUUGGCGCAAACGAAGAUUUGACAAAACCGGCACUUUAUCACAGCUUCUCCAAUAGUCUCUCACUCUCUCAUUAUCUAGCAAAGCUCAAAAGCCGAAAUAUAUUUUACUUAGAGUUGUCAUAUGCAUAAGUUAAAGAAUUUACUUAACCAGUGAUAGAUACUUUGUUCUUAUGUUCUGUUGUUAAGGAACAACAUGUCCCACUUUUUGUUCUUAUUAAAUUCAUUUCAACCAUUAAGCUUAGAGAAUAGGCCAGAGAGCCAACCACUUAAUCAUCAAAGAUUCACAGAAACGGUGCAAGUUAAGUCAUGGGGGCAAGUCUUAUCUCACAAACACUGAGAAGACAACCCCAUGUGAAUUGCAUACGGAGAGUACUAUCCAAGUGGACUGAUUGCAUAAAUGAUUUAUUUCCAGAUGCUAAAGACAGAACCAUGUGAUACUCUUUGUUCUAGUCUGUCCCAACGCUUCAAAGACCACAAGUUUCAAAGACUUUUCAUGACAUUAUAUUCACUGGUCUUUCUAUAUAUACACCUGAUUCAUUCUUUCUAUCAUCAACCAACAACAAAGCAAUCCAAUAGCUUUAAUAUUUUCAUACAUCUCUUCAAAAGAAUUCAAACUUUCAGAAAACACAAAAUAGAAAUGGCUUUGGUGAGAAGUCUAUUGGGUGCAAAGAAGAUUCUUGGCCGAUCCGUCACAGCAGCUUCCACGAGCAAAAGAGCAGCCUCGGCAGCACCUAAAGGGUUUCUUGCGGUAUACGUAGGAGAGAGCCAGAAGAAGAGAUAUGUGGUGCCAAUCUCAUAUUUGACCCAGCCUUCAUUUCAAGCACUUCUAAGUAAAUCUGAGGAAGAGUUUGGGUUUGAUCACCCGAUGGGUGGCUUAACGAUCCCUUGUCCCGAAGAUAUCUUCAUCAACGUAACAUCAAGGCUCCAAUGAUGACUAUCCAAAUUUUUUCUUCUUCUUGAGUUAGCAAUUUGUCUCCAUUGAGUUAGCAAUAGACUUAUUCAUUGUAAAUCAUUGUAUAUUAUAGGACAUUUUUUUUCUCAUCUUCCUCCUUUUUGAAAGAAUUGUUGAGACUUGAGAGAAUGAAUACCAUUUCUUAUGAGUUAUGA
Brassica rapa (field mustard) is the source of this 1144-nucleotide messenger RNA. Its product is annotated as auxin-responsive protein SAUR20. Gene Ontology annotation, biological process: response to auxin. The record is from RefSeq and is a predicted model, not a curated record. NCBI's taxonomy places the organism in Eukaryota, Viridiplantae, Streptophyta, Magnoliopsida, Brassicales, Brassicaceae.